GUUGACUAGUUAAGUUGACCCGUGUUCUGGCUGACAUAAUCGUUCUGCCUGCCAGGACCGAGACAACGUCAUUCGAUAGCUGCCUCCCAAGUCCAAGCAGGGGACCGUCAGCCCAUCCGCUCUCCCCAUUGACUUCACACGAUCCUGUCCUUGUUGAUAAAAGCUCCCUUCCUCCUCUUCCCUAUCCCAUCAUUAUCACCACCAUCAUCACCAUGUUCCGCCACGCCAUUGCCCGUCCUCUGCUGCGUACCAGCACCCCCGUCGUUAACCGAUCAUUCUCCAUUGCCGCCGCCAGAAUGGGCGAGGGCGACCUCGGUGCUCCCCGCAAGGGUGGUUCCCAGCAGGAUGACACUUUCUCCCGCCGCGAGGCUGCCCAGGAGAACCUCUACGUCCGCGAGAAGGAGAUGGAGAAGCUCCGUGCCCUCAAGGCCAAGCUGAAGGAGCAGCGCGCUCACCUCGACGAGCUCGACAAGCACAUUGACGAGCUCACCCGCAGCCAGGGCGGCGAGCAGAACUAAGAAACGUCCGCAUGACUCCCAACAACUGCCCGUCCAUCCUCUUCCUUUACCCCCUUGAGUACGCGUGAAACGUCUUCAUGAGAUUUCAUGGCGAUGGAUUCUCCACGAGAACAAUGUGGGUGAAUCAAGUCAUGGGAGACGGUUGCAUCGGGACUGGCAUUUUUGUCUCGAAUGGGCCUAUCCCAGGAAACAGAACAGUCUGAGAGAUCCUGUCCCUCCUCCACUCCUAAUUGUCACUAUUAUUUCCUCAUUUUAUAUCUCUGUGAUUUUCAAGCCAGCUAGCUAUCAAACGAUGAUUGUUUGCUUGGAUAUAGUAAUGUCAUGUCAUUACUCCGUAACCACCUGCAUUCCGCUUCCCGUUCCGGAAAGGGAAAGCAUCUCAAUUGGGUCUGCUAAAUAUAAAACCUAAUAGUAGCCCGGAGGCUUCAUUCGUAAGAUC
Paecilomyces variotii is the source of this 957-nucleotide messenger RNA. Its product is annotated as putative ATPase inhibitor mitochondrial precursor. Gene Ontology annotation, cellular component: mitochondrion. Gene Ontology annotation, molecular function: ATPase inhibitor activity. Gene Ontology annotation, biological process: negative regulation of ATP-dependent activity. Lineage: Eukaryota; Fungi; Ascomycota; Eurotiomycetes; Eurotiales; Thermoascaceae. The transcript has 4 exons. The coding region runs from base 213 to 518 and encodes 101 amino acids. The record is from RefSeq and is a predicted model, not a curated record.